This is a messenger RNA of Helobdella robusta, 3753 nucleotides long. RefSeq lists its product as hypothetical. The record is from RefSeq and is a predicted model, not a curated record. Bases 262 to 3525 code for a protein of 1087 amino acids. NCBI's taxonomy places the organism in Eukaryota, Metazoa, Annelida, Clitellata, Rhynchobdellida, Glossiphoniidae. Gene Ontology annotation, molecular function: zinc ion binding; single-stranded RNA binding; double-stranded RNA binding. The transcript has 20 exons. Gene Ontology annotation, cellular component: precatalytic spliceosome.
AACUGAAAGAAAUAAAAGCUUACUUAUUUGCAAUUUAAACUGUAUUUGUAUUUUGAAUUUAACCUAUUUGAUGGUUUUAAUUUGUAUCUUUCAAAAAGUUUUUGGAAGUGUUUUUAGACCAAUUUUUUUAACUUUUUAAAAAUAUGAUUCGCAGCUUAGACUGAAACAUUCUUGGAUGACGCAUCUAAAACAGCCAAAAAUAGCACAUUGGUCAUUCCUUAUUAAGUGUUUUUGAUUCCUCGUCGCCAUUGUUUAAAAAAAAUGGAUCCUAAUGCAUGGAAUUACGGUUACUACGGCGGUACAUUGGAUCAUUACAACAUUUACCCGACCCAGUAUCCACCCCAAGCUCUCUAUCCGGCGAAUUAUCAGCAGAUCCCGGUGGCGGCACCCACCCCAAACUACGGUCCCUAUGGAACGUUGAUCGCUAGUCCUGUCUCGCAAAACGUAUCGGCAAAAGGGCAUAUGCCUACGUACAGCACUGAUACUGCUCACUUGAUGAAGCAGCAGCCACUUUUUAAACAAGAUGGCUCCCAGAAGACUGUCAAUCAUUUAAAAAUUGAGACAGCAGUUGGUCCAAAGGAAGCAACUACAUCUACUACUACAACAGGUUUUACUUACAAAGGUUUGGAUGAUGCUGUGUACAAGGCUGCAAAGAGCUAUCUGGCAGAGAAACAACACGUAGGGUCAAAGGCAUCUGGGGGUGGAGGAGGAGGUGUUGGAGGCGGAAACUGGAGUAAGGAAAGAUUUAGAAGUGGGAGGGGUCCAGUCAUCGAUCCCAAUCAGUGGAAGUACUGCGAACUGUGCAAGUGCACAUGCGCUGGAGAACUGGCUUACAAGGCACACAUACAAGGAAAGGCGCACAAAAAGAAGGAGAGUCAGGGUAACCAUGCACUGAUCCUGUCAGGGUCAAAAGGUCACAUGUACUGUCAGCUCUGUGAUGUUAGUUGUUCGUCGUCUGAUGCGUAUGCAUCACAUAUCAGGGGGGCUAAGCAUCAGAAGAUUCUACGAGUUCAGACAAAAAUGGGCAAGAACAUUCCAGAUGAGGGCACUGGCACUACUGCAGGCAGCAGUAGUGCCAGUGCUGCUAGUUCUGCAUCUCCCGCCAAGAAAGUCAUUGUCUGUCCCCGCAUCAAUUUUGUUGGUGGUCAAACCCUCAAUUCGACGAUGUCAUCUAAGUCUGUGACUGGGGCACCAUCUACGACGACGACAUCAGCAGACCCCAUAGGGCCCACUGCACCGCCGACCUACGCAUCAGCUGCUGCAGGCUUCAAGAGGCAGGGCAGUCCAGCUGAUGAGGAUUCCAAUGAAACUCCUGUUGGCCUGGAGUAUGUACUGGAGUCAAUGAAUGAGACAAACACUGCCAUCCAGUUCUACUGCAAGUUGUGCGAGUGCUCCUUCUCCGAUCCACACGCUAAGUAUGUCCAUUCAAAAGGACGUAGGCACCGUCUCCAAUACAAGAAAAAAGUUGACCCCACCUUGAAAGUUGACAGCGUCCCGAGUUACCUGGAUAGACUGAAAGGGCAGUGGAAGAAUAAAAGGAAGGGAGGAGGUGGAGGAAUGACCACGGGGGGCAGAGGAAUGAUAGGGCGUAGUGAUAUGUACAGGCAGCAAGCAGAAACCUUGAAAUACGAGAAGGAGCUACUGCAGUGGCAGUUGAUGAAAACAGCUACCAACAGUGGUGGUGGCAUGGACGCUAUUGGAGGAAGUGACAGCGUGUCAGGCGCCGGUCGCUUAUUCCCCUCAACUUAUCAGCAGCAUUUGGCGACAGAUGUCGACAGUUGCUUCAAUCUGGCGUUCGAUAAUCAGCACAUGGUCUUUAAACAUAACUCUAUAUAUCCAACUGAACAUGAGCUGUCAGCAGUCCAAGAAUUUGUAUCCACGUGUGAGAGGUCCUUGAAGCUGGUGUCAGAUGAACUCAAUAAACUGGACAAUAGAAGGAUAUUAAAGGGGGUAAUGAGGGUAGGGCUGCUUGCCAAGGGACUUUUGAUCAGAGACGCCCUUCAACUGGAGCUAGUCAUCUUGACCUCUGAGAAGCCUACCAAAAAGUUGCUUCUCUUCAUAGCCGAGAACAUGCCAAAGCUGAUAGCCACAUUCUCUACAGAGAAGUACGCUGUUGAAAUCUCGCCUGACGUCACCCACCUCAAGAUUUACGUACCGACUGUCGAGGAGGACACCGAACAAGAACAGGAACCCACCGCGACGACAACAACAACAAAUAAUAAUAACAACAACAUCGAUAAUAAUGAUAAUAAUAAUAAUGACAAUAGUAAUGACAAUAAUAAUAAUGAUAAUAAUAAUAAUAAUAAUGUUGGAGCUGAGAGUAAUGCUGAUUCUCAGGGUAGGGAUGAUACCAAUCUAAAGAGAAACGACGAUGCCACUGAUAAUAAUAAUGAUGAUGAUGAUAACAACAACGAUAAAGAUGGCGAGAAUUACAUCGAUGAAAAUGGCGAAGAGAUGCAGGUCAUAGAUACGGCCAGUGGCGAUGACGAUGGCGCGGAUGCUAACCUCGAAGCCGACUACGCCACUGAAGAUGCUGACGAAAAUUACUACAACGACGAUGGCGAACAGGAGGAGUAUGAUGAUGAUGGUGGUGGCUGUGAUGGUGGUGAUUAUGAUCAGAUGGAGGGGGAGGAGGAGUUAGCUGAUGAGGGGAGUGAGGAGAUGAAGGAAGAGGUUAAAAAGGCACUUAGGACCAUUGUCUGUUACAUCUUCGUUGCUCCGAACAUCAGCGACAACUACAAGCCAGCUAAAACAGAAAAAGAAUCAACAACUGACACAAAAGCAACAACAACCUCUGCAACAACUGCGUCUACUGCAACUACAACAACAGCGGCCUCAGUCACAACUCUAACAACAACAGCAGGUACAUCUUUUUUGCCAGGAUUGUCAACAGAUGUGGCUGUGGCCAGUGACCAGACUGUUGAUUCGACGUCCAGUAGUUCAGCUGGAAUCAAUGAUGGCAAUGAUUAUAUCGACGAGCCUGUUUGUGCCUGGGCUCUCACCGAACUCAAAAGGACUAAAUGGUUCCAUAAUACAAUGAUAAUGAACGAAGCGUGUACAGUUCUCAUUCGAGUUUUGAUCGAUUUUUGCAAGAGGAUUCCUACCUGGACUCCCAUGGGACAAUGGACGCUAGAGUUGCUGGUUGAGAGGUGCAUGUCGCUGGAUCACAAUGUCUCGCCUGCAGUUGGACUGAGGAGGGUGUUUGAAAUCGUGUCAUCGGGCAUCUUCCUACGGGAUGGGUGGGGAUUGCUUGACCCACUUAAUCGACCGACCAAUCGUGCUGAGGGGUCAAAAGACGAUCUCUCCAAUCGUGUUGACGCGUCUGAUCACAUGUGCACACAGGAGAAGGAGGAUGUCACCAACAGUGCCCAGCAUGCUCUCAGGCUCAUUGCUCAUGGACAGAUUUACAAAGUUCUGGGCAUUAGCAAACUUCCACCUCCUGCCCCGAGACCUUUGCCAUCAUUCCAUCAUCAACAAGAUGCCAAUCGCAUACCACCACUGAUGAAGAGGAUGAGAUACAUGUGAUGUCAUGUCAUGUCAUCCACCAUCCAUUACGAAACUGUUGUUGCCACUCUGUCGUCGUCAUUUGAGAAUGUUUUGAAUAAUUUUCAUACACUGUUCGUGUUUUCGUCGAAAAGAUGAGACUUUUUUUAUUUUUUUCAUUAUUUUGGUUUCGUUUCAGAAAUCCGUUGUACAUUUGAACGUUUGCUAUUAAUUUUUUUUUUUUUUUUGAAUAAAAUAUUUCAAGCGUUU